Molecule: messenger RNA, 872 nt
Organism: Rhipicephalus sanguineus (brown dog tick)
Lineage: Eukaryota; Metazoa; Arthropoda; Arachnida; Ixodida; Ixodidae
Product: monocarboxylate transporter 10-like
Exons: 2
Coding region: 58-819 (253 amino acids)
Source: RefSeq, a predicted model, not a curated record
UCUGAGACCGAGAAAUCACGACCGACGGUAGCUUUGCAAACGCCCAACUCGGUGCCAAUGUAUGACAGUACAGCGCAUCUUUUUCCGAAAGACUCAAGCAUGUGUACAGAAAAGGCGGCUCGGUUAAAGACUGUUGGAAUGUGCGAACUACCUGCAAAAGAACCGUGCCCUCGGCGAUCGUCAAAGGGCUUUAGCAUGUUCCAGCAGCUUGUGCAACUUUUAGCGGCGCCAAGGUUCUACGCAGUUGUGCUCGCUGUUGUCGCGAUCGACUACACUGUGGCCGUCUUUCCAGCAACAAUUGUAGAUUACGCUCUUGACAAGGGAUCUGCCCGCCGUCAUGCGGACCUUUCGGUUUCUUACUGCGCUCCGGCAGAAAUAAUGGGACGCAUCGCGCUUCCUUUCAUUGCUGACAGCGGACUGGUGAGCCGGACGACGCUAGUGUCUGCUAACUUCUUCCUACUUGGCGGGACAUUUAUUGUUCUACCGGCGACGUCUUCAUUUUUAUCAUAUAUACUAGUGUGCGCUUGCUCCACGAUGCUGUUGGGAUGCCUGAUGAGCCUGAAGCCCGUCGUCAUCGCCGACUACUUCGGCAUUGAUGCCGUGGCAACAGCAUGGGGAUUUGCUGGCAUAACGCUGCUGCCUCUACUGUUGUGCAGCCCUGCCAUAACUGGUUAUUUUCGUGAUACGAAAGGUACCUACGAUGGACUCUACCAGCUACAAGCAGGAAUACAUGGUUGCGUCGGCGGUAUUUUCGGAAUCUUAAGCGUCUUGGACUACAAACGACAAAAACAGCGGGGCAAACUCACUCACGUGGGCUGAAUCAUACUUAGUGAAUAUUGUCACAAGGUGUCGUACAGUAAAAGCUCUUAAUU